This is a messenger RNA of Clarias gariepinus (North African catfish), 3335 nucleotides long. RefSeq names its product zinc-binding protein A33-like. Gene Ontology annotation, molecular function: protein binding; zinc ion binding. NCBI's taxonomy places the organism in Eukaryota, Metazoa, Chordata, Actinopteri, Siluriformes, Clariidae. The coding region runs from base 25 to 1434 and encodes 469 amino acids. The record is from RefSeq and is a predicted model, not a curated record. The transcript has 6 exons.
UGAGGUGAACAACAGCAAAAGAAAAUGGCAUCUAAUUUUUCAGAAGAGGAUUUGUCCUGUCCUGUGUGCUUUGACAUCUUUAAGGAUCCUGUCCUUCUAUGUUGUAGUCACAGUAUCUGUAAACUGUGUUUGCAGCAGUACUGGGGAACCAAACGAGCCAAAGAAUGUCCAGUUUGUAGGAAAAGAUCAGGAAGGAAAGAGCCUCCCUUAAACCGGGCCUUAAAGAACCUGUGUGAGACUUUCUUACAGGAGAUAAGUCAGAGAUUAACAGCAUCUAAAACACUCUGCAGUCUGCACAAUGAGGAACUCAAACUCUUCUGUCUGGAUGAUCAACAGCUGGUGUGUUUGGUUUGUCGGGAUUCAAAAAAACACACCAACCACAAAUUCUGCCCCAUAGACGAGGCUGUAACAGAUCACAAGGAGGAGCUCAAAAUUGCCCUGCAGCCCCUACAGGAGAAACUUAAAAUCUUUAAAUACCAUGAAUUGAACUGGAGUCAGACUGCAGAAUUCAUAAAGAUUCAAGCCCAACACACAGAGCAGCAGAUUAAGUUGGAGUUUGGGAAGCUUCACCAGUUUCUACGAGAUGAAGAAGCAGCCAGGAUCACUGCACUGAGAAAGGAAGAGGAGCAGAAGAGUCAGAUGAUGAAGGAGAAGAUUGAGAAGCUGAGCAGAGACAUAUCAUCUCUUUCAGACAAAAUUAGAGCCAUAGAAGAGGAGAUGAGAGCUGAAGACGUCUCAUUCAUACAAAACUACAAGGCUACAGUAAAAAGAGCCCAGUGUACACUGCAGCAUCCAGAAAAGUUUUCAGGAGCACUGAUCCAUGUGGCAAAACAUCUGGCCAACCUAAAGUUCAGAGUCUGGGAGAAGAUGCAGCACACUGUCCAAUACACACCUGUAACUCUAGACCCCAACACUGUUCAUUCUUCACUCACUUUAUCUGAUGAUCUGACCAGCGUUAGAUACAAUGAUGUGAAACACAAGCUUCCUGAUAAUCCAGAGAGAUUUGAUGAAUUCCCAACUGUCCUGGGCUCUGAAGGCUUUAACUCUGGCACGCACUGCUGGGAUGUUGAAGUUGGAGACUCUAUAUGGUGGUUUGUGGGUGUUAUGACAGAAUUGGCUCAGAGGACCGGAAAGAUCUUCUCCAAAAGUGGAAUCUGGUGUGUGUUGUAUUAUAAUGGUGAAUAUGAAGCACAUUCUACACUUCACACAAAGACUCGCCUUUCAUCCAAACAGACACUCCAGAAGAUCAGAGUGCAGCUGGACUGGGACAAAGGAGAGCUGUCAUUCUAUGAUCCACUUGCUAACACACACAUACACACUUUCAUCCACAGAUUUAACAAGAAAUUAUUGCCAUUUUUAGCUACUGGAUAUAAAGAUUCUCCUCUGAAAAUCCUCCCGCUUCAGUGCUCUGUAGCAGUGAAACAGAUGAGUUAGAAUCAGACCAACAGCAACUUCUUUUGGCUGCUCCUGUUAGGGGUUGCCACAGCGGGCCAUUUGUCUUAAUCUAACAGUGUCAAGCACAUCUUUCUUUGUCACUCCAACCUCCUGCAUGUACCUCUGGAACACCUCACAACUGUAACCUGUGUCCUUGUACAUAUCUUGCACCACCUUUACAUACUGUACAUACUUCUUUUGUAUUUUCAAAGUCAUCCUGAUGACUACCAUCCAAUGUUAUCUAGUCACACUAUACCCUGCAAACACCUUACAGCCCCUAAUUUCUUUCAGAUUGCAUCUCCUACACAGUCUACCUGAGUAUAUCUUCCACCACUCUUAUCAGUUACUCUGUGUUUCUCUUUCUUUGUAAAAUAUGUAUUUACUAUUGCCAUUGUCAUUCUUUUAGCAAAAUCUACAAUAAUCUAACUCCUGGCAUACCCUUCCCUCAGUAUUAGACCUACACAUUUUCUCUUAUUAUCUACACCAUAGUAAAGCAGUUUAAAAGCACUUCCAGUGUUCGUAGCCUUGUUUCCUUGCCUGGUCUCUUGUACACAAAGUAUAUCUACCUUUCUCUGCUCAAUCAUAUUAACUAGCUCUCUCCCUUUACCAGUCAUAGUGCCAACGUUCAAAGUUCCUAUUUAACCUAUAUGCUUUUACACUUCUUAAUUUCCCCCUCUCUCUGCACACGUCUGCACCCUCUCCCUCUCUUCAUUCGUCAAUCAACAAAAGAAGAUAUCCUGCCUACCAACGCGACCUCAGGCGGUCAUUGGUAACCCAGAAUUGACCGAUGUGAUAUGGAAAUCUUUUUCAUAGUCCGCAUAAUAUGGAAUAAGAUCACUGUCAAAAGCACACAAAAUCUCGUAUCUGUAAGCUGUCGUGGCCGUAGAUUUUGGAAUCCAAACAGAAUUACACACAAAUCUUUUUAUUUACGCACAAAUAUUUUUGACAGUGAUUCUAUUCCAUAGUGAUCUUAUUCCAUACAUAUUGAUUUGGCACGUUUGAUCCCAAAGGCAUUUCUGGGGAAAUCUUCCUCCUUUAUUUGAGCUUGGGACUGAUACUGAGACUCCACUGGCCUGUGCAACCUCAGUGGCUAAGUUUGUCAGACAAGCAACACCAGCAAAGGCGGCCUCAAAUAAGCCAUAACAUACCUAACAAUGUGGAGGAUGCUCAAUACAACUCCCAGCAUGCACGCUCCGACUCACCAAGUUCUAACCAUUCACACCUCCUUGCAAUCAACACAGGGUAUAAAUAGAACUCAGAAUCUGAGGAGUGUUGUAAAGUAUAUGUUCUUGUGAGUUUUCUCUAGACAAUCAAAUUAUGUUCUAUAUGAGUUUUGUGUAUAUCUGUCAGGAUGAACUAACCUAGGCGACCAGAUGACUUAGCUUUAGCGAUUAGCCCAAUGUAGCGUGGAUGGUGAACCCAAACGCGGAAGAGAGCGAGUAGGUAGGAUAACCACGCUUGUUAGUCUAAGGACUCUCACAAAAGGGGAGCAAGGGAAAAACACAAAUUUAACCCGCGUCCUAUAAACACACACUCAAGAUCAGAAAGCGAAACCCAAAUAAAGUGAGUACUCACGAACCGAUGAUGGACAACCAGAACCGACAUGGGCUGAACUCAAUGACUGAGCGCUGAAUCGUGGUUUGUUUACUCCUCUUAUACUUCCUGAUUUGCGACCGCUUUACUUCCGGGUCCUAGUGCCGGUCGCCGAUUGAGUGUGCAUGACAGUACCCCCCUGUCCAGGACCGGCUCCUGACGGUCGUGGGGUGGAGGAUACCUGACGACGGUAGUCCCGGAUUCAUUCGGGGUCGAGAAUGAACCGGGACGGAAUCCAGGAUCGUUCCUCGGGGCCGUAGCCUUCCCAAUCGACCAGGUACUGGGUGCCCCUGCCCCGAGGGCGUGAG